Acanthoscelides obtectus is the source of this 805-nucleotide messenger RNA. NCBI's taxonomy places the organism in Eukaryota, Metazoa, Arthropoda, Insecta, Coleoptera, Chrysomelidae. The record is from the annotation of a GenBank genome assembly.
AAAUGAUUAGACUGUUUGGCAACAUUGUGUAUGUCGGCGCUCUGGGCUCCGUUGAGCCGCCGCGCGCCAUCCUGCUGUCCUGCCGCCUGCCGUCGCCGCCGUCUGACGUGACGACGUCUCCACGUCUGUUGCCGUGUGCCGUGUUUUCGCCGGUACCUAAAGCUCCGCGACCGCCUCGCGACCGAUCAACAAACACGACCUUGCUUGAUCGCGUUUUCUGUUAUAUUCGCACUUAGUGACAUUGUGCGACAGAGUGAGUGACAACACCCCCUUGUUGGUGCCAGUGGUCGAAUUUAUCCUGCAAUCCUGCUAGAUUGAACCUGCACCGUCUCUAUCAAACCCAGCGAUCGUCGCGCCAUCCCUCCGCCUCGGCAUUUCGGCGAUGUUGCCGCCCUGAGCUUCCUUUCGCGACCGAUACCGCUUCGCCGCCAUGUUGUCGUACAUGCUUCCGGUGGACGAAAAGCCACCCCCGGGUCCCGGAAAAGCGCGAUUGCAAUUGUCAUUAAGCGCCAAUUCGACCGCUGCGACAACGGCCCCUACGGCAUCAACAGCCCCCAACGGGCGACCCUCCCCUAUCAGCAAGGAGACCAGUGUGAGUAGUUUGGCUAGUGAUGUCACAACGGCGACCGUGACGUCAGUGGCUACGGCUACUGGAUCUGCCACGCCCUCUAGCGACCGAGGCAAGGUCAAGGCCACGGCUGUCAAUGGGAAGCAUCCGUCACUGAAAAGGUUAGUUUCCUUGUAUUAUUUUACUGGCUUUUCACAAGUAUCCCUUAUGGCAAAAUAACAGCUGAUUAUAUAGAAA